ACUACAUUGGCAUCGGCGCUUGAGUGACACAAACAAGGUUUAAGGACAUUUCCAUGUCCUCCACAUUCUGGAGGAAAAAUGGACAACACAGGCUAUUGUGGCGAGAGCUUCAACAGCCUGCAGAGCGGAACCAGCGAUGAGGACAUGGUGGAAAUCACAGGAGCCACACUGGACUUCUCCAUAACUAAAUAA
Messenger RNA from Cyprinus carpio (common carp), 192 nucleotides. RefSeq names its product H(+)/Cl(-) exchange transporter 5-like. The transcript has 2 exons. The coding region runs from base 79 to 192 and encodes 37 amino acids. The record is from RefSeq and is a predicted model, not a curated record. NCBI's taxonomy places the organism in Eukaryota, Metazoa, Chordata, Actinopteri, Cypriniformes, Cyprinidae.